ACCAUAGAGAGCAGCAGAACAGCGGGGCAUCUAAGUUGAAGUUCUGGCCUCCUAACUUCCGGUCCUUUCUUGCAUGCGACUGCAGUCUAGGCCGCUCAGGAUACUACAAUGAGACCCAUCCUGCUCCAGGGCCACGAAAGAGCCAUAACGCAGAUCAAGUACAAUCGAGAUGGGGAUCUCAUCUUCACUGUUGCCAAAGAUCCUGUGGUUAAUGCUUGGUUCUCUGUGAAUGGAGAACGUCUGGGGACCUAUAACGGACACACAGGAGCUGUGUGGUGCGUGGACGUUGAUUGGGACACAAGCCAUUUGCUGACAGGAUCUGCAGAUAAUUCUUGCCGACUGUGGGAUUGUGAAACUGGAAAGCAGCUAGCCCUUCUUCAAACCAACUCCGCUGUUAGAACAUGUGGCUUUGACUUUGGUGGCAACAUUAUUAUGUUCUCCACAGACAAACAGAUGGGUUAUCAGUGCUUUGUGAGCUUCAUUGACCUGAGGGACCCCACUCAAAUUGAAGAUAACGAGCCAUACAUGAAAAUCCCAUGCAGUGAAUCCAAGAUAACCAGUGCCGUUUGGGGCCCAUUAGGGGAGACUAUCAUUGCUGGACAUGAAAAUGGAGAGCUAAACCAGUACAGUGCUAAGUCAGGAGAGAUUGUAAACAACAUCAAGGAGCAUUCAAAGCAGGUCAAUGACAUUCAGACCUCACGGGACAUGACCAUGUUUAUCACAGCAUCUAAAGACUGCACAGCCAAGCUGUUUGACUGUACAACACUGGAGCAUCAGAAAACGUUUAGAACGGAGAGACCAGUCAACUCUGCUGCUCUUUCCCCCAUUUAUGAUCAUGUUGUUUUGGGAGGAGGCCAAGAAGCUAUGGAUGUGACCACAACAUCAACUCGGAUAGGAAAAUUUGAGGCCAGGUUUUUUCAUGUGGCAAUUGAAGAGGAAUUCGGGAGGGUGAAAGGACAUUUUGGACCCAUAAACAGCUUGGCAUUCCACCCAGAUGGCAAAAGUUACAGCAGCGGAGGAGAAGACGGAUAUGUUAGAAUACAUUACUUCGACCAGCAAUAUUUUGAAUUUGAACCUGAAUAUUGAGGAAAUUUCACAAUUCUAAAUGCUUCUGUGGGGCAUUUAAAAUAAAAAUAAAAAAACCCUCUUUCUUCAAAUAUGGGCCAAAAAUAAAUAUAUUUAUUAACCGAGAA
This is a messenger RNA of Bombina bombina (fire-bellied toad), 1193 nucleotides long. It is a transcript of the gene EIF3I, whose product is annotated as eukaryotic translation initiation factor 3 subunit I. The transcript has 11 exons. Gene Ontology annotation, molecular function: RNA binding; translation initiation factor activity; protein binding. Gene Ontology annotation, biological process: cytoplasmic translational initiation. The record is from RefSeq and is a predicted model, not a curated record. Gene Ontology annotation, cellular component: cytoplasm; eukaryotic translation initiation factor 3 complex, eIF3m. Lineage: Eukaryota; Metazoa; Chordata; Amphibia; Anura; Bombinatoridae. The coding region runs from base 109 to 1086 and encodes 325 amino acids.